Cercopithifilaria johnstoni is the source of this 2778-nucleotide messenger RNA. The record is from the annotation of a GenBank genome assembly. NCBI's taxonomy places the organism in Eukaryota, Metazoa, Nematoda, Chromadorea, Rhabditida, Onchocercidae.
AUGAGUGCGGCAGGGUCAUUCGGAGCUAUGACUGGGGAAAGGCGUCGUGUGGCUCAUCGACCCAAUGAAUCAGUGAAAGAUGUCAUACGUGGGUUGGCUUUUAAGAAGCAAUCCGUUGCACAGAUGGUGAAUUUACUUGCAUCAAGAAGCGGCGGUAAAAAGGACAGUAGGACGCAGCUUCAGCAUGGAUCGAAAGAAAUGAAAAAAACACGAUCAUUUAAUCGUAACCGACGUUUGAUGUCAUCAUCGGAGGAGGAAGAAUUGGUUGAAAGUGGAUCAAAUGACGAGGAAUUAAACAAUUUGAAAACACCAUAUGCAGCUACUAGUUGGAGAAGACAGAAUUCAGAUACAGAAGUAAUCGAGGAUAAGAAAGAAAUGUCCGAAGCACUUUCGAAAAGUGUUCGAACUAUACCGAAUAUUAUGCAAAAAGAUCUAACUUUUGAAGAAAGGCUGCGAGCAUUAACAGAUAGCGAAUCAAGUGAUCAACAAACUGAUCCAAAACAAGGCGUGAAGUGGUUGUGCAAGCCACGGUUGAAUGGUUUUCUAAAACAAGACGAUAUACAUAUAGCCACUCAACUGGCUGCUAGGAGAGGUGGACGGAAAAGGGCAGUCAUUUCUUCGUCUAGUGAUGAAAAACCUGAAAGCGAUGAAGAAAGAGUUCCAAUAAGUUUGAAAAUGAUGGUGAAAAGAGCUAAAAAGCACAAGAAAUAUGCCAAUUCAAGCAGUGAAGAAAGUGAGAGUAACGAACAUUAUGAUUCGGAUAGUUCGGCACGAGUGGGCAAAAGCGAUAGUAAUAGUGAAAGUGGUGAGGUUAUGGAGCGACGAAGUCUUCGAAAUACUCCCUCAGCAAUGGUUUUAAAAAAUUGUUGUGUGACGUUUUUUAACGAAGCUAGUCGAACAAUAUUGAUGGAAACUCCACGCAUAAAUGAUAAAGUAGCUGAUUUUAUAAUCACUAAUCGACCAUUUCGGGAUUAUGAAGAUUUGGAAUGCCAUCUUUUGCAAUGUCCACGUGGAUCCUAUGCUGCCGAGCAAUAUUUAGAUUUUUUGGAAAACCGAAGUAUACUGGAAAAUAUCUUGGAUGAUUGUCGUCGACAUUCAGAAGAAAUUUAUUCUGCUUUGGAAUCGGUUAAAUCCAAACAGUUGCAAAUGAAGCCAGAACUACUUAAUGAAGAGUGCGAACUUCAUCAAUAUCAACAAAUUGGCCUGAAUUGGCUUAUGAUGAUGCAUAAACUAAAAUUGAAUGCUAUUUUAGCUGAUGAAAUGGGCCUUGGGAAAACAGUUCAAGUAAUAGCUUUUAUAACUUAUUUAAAGAGUGAGCAAAUCAAGGGACCCCACUUAAUUGUAGUACCAUCUUCGACAAUUGAAAAUUGGCUCAGUGAAUUUUCAAAAUGGUCUCCUAAAAUUAAUAUCAUUACAUAUUAUGGUAGCAUUACUGAUAGGAGGCAACUACGACAUAUGGCAACUGACAAGAACAUAGAUGUUUUACUGACAACUUAUAACAUGGUUGGAUCUAAAGCAGAAGAUCGGAAAUUUUUCAAACGCUUCCGGAUAAAUUAUGUCAUUUAUGACGAAGGUCAUCUGUUGAAGAAUUGUAAUACUGAUCGUUACAGAAAUCUUAUGAAAAUUCACGGUGAGAGAAAAAUUUUGAUUACCGGUACGCCUCUUCAAAACAAUCUUGUUGAGUUGAUUUCACUGAUGUACUUUACAAUGACGAAAUUGUUCACAAAAUACUGUGAUAAUAUUGGGCAACUUUUGCAACAAUUUCAACAGAAAAUACCAGCAUUGGAAGCCAAAAAUGGUGCAUUGUAUGAAGCGGAUAAAAUUGAACAAGCAAAAGCGAUCUUAAAGCCAUACAUUUUACGGAGAUUGAAAGCAGAUGUAUUGAGUUAUUUGCCGAAGAAAAAGGACCUUGUGAUCAAGUGUCCAAUGAUUACGGUACAGAAAGAGAUCUAUAUGGAUUUGGUACGUGAAUUCCGUCUAUUAGAAUCAAAUGGUGAAAAAUAUAGCUCAAGCCCAUUAAUGCAAUUGCGACAAGUGGCCAAUCAUCCCUUACUGUACAGACGAUUAUAUGAUGAUGAUAAAGUGAUUCAAAUUGCCAAAGUUUUGUGCGCAAAGGAAAAUGAAUAUCGCAAAAAGAAAUCAGAUCAUGUUGCUGAAGACCUUGCUUUUUUAUCAGAUUUUGCAAUUAGUCAAUUAUGUUCAAAAUUUACCUCAACGCAAAAAUUUAUCCUCAGUGAAGAGGUCGCACUUGAAUCCGGAAAAUUCAAAGAAUUGGAUAAGCUACUACCUUCAAUUAAAGAAAAGGGAGAUAAAGUGUUAAUAUUUAGUCAGUUUACGUCAGUAAUGGAUAUUCUUGAAGUUUACCUCAAAUUGCGUGAUUACCAGUAUUGUCGCUUGGAUGGCUCAACUCCGGUUAUGGAGAGGCAAGAUGUGAUCAAUGAAUAUAAUUCGUCGCCUGAUUUGUUUGUCUUUCUGUUGUCGACCAAAGCUGGUGGUUUGGGUAUCAAUUUGACUGCAGCUAAUCAUAUCAUACUGCACGACAUUGAUUUUAAUCCAUAUAACGAUAAACAAGCGGAGGGAAGAUGUCACCGUAUGGGUCAAACAAAAGAUGUUUUUGUUGUGCGCUUAAUAUCUGCUGACACAGUUGAGGAGGAAAUAUUAGCUCUUGCUCAAAAGAAGCUUGAACUUGAAAAAGAAGUAACGGGUGCUACAGGAGAAAAUAACGAAAUGGAAAAUUUGAUUGUCGAAAAGCUCCUUAAAAAGGCGCUUGCAUUAUAA